Molecule: messenger RNA, 936 nt
Organism: Lolium perenne
Lineage: Eukaryota; Viridiplantae; Streptophyta; Magnoliopsida; Poales; Poaceae
Source: RefSeq, a predicted model, not a curated record
AUCCAUCUGGUUCGUCCGUUCCACCAGUGCCAAUCCCGCUUUUCACUGCAGCCGUCCGAUCGGUCAUUUUUUUUCUCACUUUUUCUGUGUCCCACCGAGCCAAUGACGACUGGGGCCAGCUUCGUUUGGGACCCGGCCAUCAGAGGCAGCCUAGGGUGCUCAUUCUCGUCUUCUUCCGUCUCCUACCACGGGAGACGGUGAAAACCUAGAUCGGCGUGGAGCCGUGGACGACCCCAAUCCUCCCCGCCCCUCUCCUCCCCGAUGGCGAUCUCCUUCUCCCCCGCGCGGCGACACCGGACGCUCGGGACGGAGCGGCGCGGCGACCAGGCCGGCGCAGUGCCGGGAGGCGCGACGACGGCGGUUCUCGGCAGAGCCGCCUCCCGAAUCUCUCCGUCAUGGCGCGAGCGAGCUCCAGAUCGAGAUCGAGCGGGGGCGGCUGUGAGCGGCCGCGGCGUGCUCCGGCUCAGGGAAGGGGAGGCCGGCGCGAGCUCGGGAAGGGCGGGCGCGGCGAGCUCCGGCUCCGUCUCAUGGGGCAGGUGGAGCAGCACGACGCCGGGGCUCCAGCUCGUGGAGAAGAGCCGGUAGACAGAGGACGGCGAGCGACGACCGCGGAGGUACGUGAUGACCAAGCCAGAUCCACCUUCAGGGUGCUUGGCGACGCUGCUGCGCUUCUUCCCCGGCCUUCUCGACUCGCAUAGCCUGGUUUGUCUCCCCCUGCUUCUUCUCAGUUAUGUUGUUCCGUCCGUGGUGCUGGCCUUGUUCCACGAUCUUAUCUUUUUGCACGAGCUGGUUGGUCUUCUUUUUUUUUUUUUAAACUCGGUCUCGCCACUUGAGGAUUUGCUAGGGCUGAACGGUGUUGUCUUCUGCUCGCAGCUCCACCCAAGUGUAUGUGCAGAGUGAGUUUCUCCUUAAAAUUGCUCGUGCCUAUGCGUUCUU